AUGGCGGGAGCUAAGAACAGUGUACUGAAGGUCACUGGCCGCGUUGGGGUUGCUCGUAGAAGCAGGGCACCCAAGAAAUCACAGGCUUCAACUCAAGCUAAUAAAUUGUUGUCCUGGGCUAAAUCAGGAUCCAGUCCCUCCUCGGCAGAGACAGACCGUGACGAGGCACAGGAAAAGGGGAAUGGGAUCGUCGUUCCCAUUCUCGAAAAUGACCUGCAAGAACCUCACGGCGAACCUCCAGCAUGGGCUGAGGAUCGUAUUGUGCUUGGAGAUGCGCUUCCCUGGUUCCAUUCAGUACAGGGAGGCUGCUACUACCUCGACAAUAUCUGUCGCGGUGUCCUGAUUGACGGAGACUGUGGUGACCGAUCAUACAUCGACGAUGAGAUUGUCAUCACAAGAGUGGGCGGUUCAUGCAAGAAGACGAAGGAAGGUAAGCUGGUCAUGACGAAAGACCACGACCCCAAUGGGCCCAUCCUUCGGUCUCUCUUGAACUCCAUGAGGUUCGAGAUUCCUAUCGGCCUCGUUCUAGGAGCUAAAAAUGUGAACUGCAGCACAAAACUCCCAUAUAAUUUCAAUGUAUUGGGUUAUUUCAGAAUUACUGAUAUCUGGUUUGAGCAAGUCGGAAAGUUUAAAGGUGCUCAGAUGCGCUUUGAGAAGCUCGACCUCACGACGAAAAGCUGGUGGUCACCAAAGGACUCUGCUGAUCCUCUCCCUCUAGAGAAACGCGAGUCUGUAACGCCAGCAGAGAACCCAGUCUGCACUUACUGUUCGAAAGGUAGCCCCAAAGUCUUUGAACAAGGCUGGAUGUGUCUCUAUCAGUUGUGCCCAGAAUUUUGGAAAAUGAAUGAUUCAAUACCGCCAUCGCAGCUCGAUUUCGCCCAGGAGUUUCUCUCCAAAAGGUCGAACCCAGUCAACCGUGUUCAGCCUUAUUGUAGCCUGGUUCCAAACCUCCUUUCGACUUUCUCCGAUAGUCAGACUGACGUCACCGGCACACGCGUUGCAUGGAAAGGAAUCAUCUGUCCGAAAUGCAAGGCAUGCAUCGCCCGAAUCCACUGGAGAUUUUGGGAGUGUACAACGGCCGGCUGCGGUUUCCGAUACGACCCACCGAUGAACCGUGUUUCUUUACGAUCUGUGUUGUCUGAUAUGGAGAUGGGCGCAUCUGGUCAUAGACUGCCAACCAUACCCAAGGACACAACCGUUAUGCCAACCAUUCAAUACAUGAAAAACUACCGUAAAGAUACCUUUGUUCUUCCAGGGGUCGGCAUCGUGACCCAUUUUGCGGCAAAUCGGACAAUAAACAGUCGCCCUUGUGGACCUGAUGAUCUUUUCAACCAGUUGCAAGUGGAAGAUCUCGGUCUAAGACGGUAUCCUAUCUCUCCUAGCGUGGUUGCUGGAACUCUGACCUCUCAUUUCGCUGUCAACUAUGGAAUGCCAUAUAAAUAUAUUGUGAGCGUGGACUCUCGACCCUUCAAAACUGCUCCGCAGGUUAUAAUCAGUGCCCUCGAGCGUCUAAAAUGGGCCACGAAGCAAACAGUGAACGCCGAAGAGUUUCAAACGCCAAACGAGCUCCUUGCGCUUGGCUACUUUGAGGAUAUGUCGAUUGGGUACCAUGACGACGGUGAAUCAUCACUUGGUCCCACGAUCGCAACCCUCUCACUUGGAGCACCGGCAACCAUGCUGAUUCGUAUGAAAGACGAGUAUUACAACGGAUUUAGGAAGAGAGAUAAGGAAAAGGUCUACCUGCAAGACGACCCUGUCCUCCCAGGUUGCGCCAACGAAGAGGCAAGAGCAGAACUUGCACGGGAGUUCCACGCCGGUGAAAUUACUGCAAAAGAGUAUCUGGAAGCGCGACAGGCUCUACCUACGACGAGACGAGAGGCACCACCUAUCUGUACGAUGGCGCUCAGCCAUGGUGAUCUGGCCGUUAUGCAUGGGCCUGACCUGCAAAAGUAUUACGAGCACUCCGUCAUCCCAUCAGGUCGACUUCGAUUCGCUCUGACUGCACGAUACGUAAUGCCCGACCAGGUGGAAGCUUCUGAGCACUGGAAAGGAGACUACGACCCAAUCCCAGAAUUUGAAUACGACGGGGACGAGUAG
This is a messenger RNA of Arthroderma uncinatum, 2097 nucleotides long. RefSeq lists its product as uncharacterized. NCBI's taxonomy places the organism in Eukaryota, Fungi, Ascomycota, Eurotiomycetes, Onygenales, Arthrodermataceae. The transcript is spliced from 7 exons. Gene Ontology annotation, biological process: DNA repair. The record is from RefSeq and is a predicted model, not a curated record. Bases 1 to 2097 code for a protein of 698 amino acids.